Molecule: messenger RNA, 1330 nt
Organism: Arachis ipaensis
Lineage: Eukaryota; Viridiplantae; Streptophyta; Magnoliopsida; Fabales; Fabaceae
Source: RefSeq, a predicted model, not a curated record
AUGGACCCAGAAAUCAUCAACAACCCACUACCUUCCAGUUCCAUUCCUCAAGCAUCUUCUACACCUACAACAACAAUUGCAAAACCACUAUCCAUUCCUUUACCUGAGAAAUUGAACAACGACAAUUUUCUCACCUGGUGUCACUCUGCAAUUCUUACAAUUUCAAGUCAAGAACUUGAAGAUCACUUAGACAAAGCGAAGAUUCCAGUUCGCUAUGCCUCACCAGCAGAUGCACAAGCUCAAAAAGAAUCAAAGGCAUAUAGAGAAUGGAGACUUGAUGACUACAAUGUUGCUUCAUGGUUAUUUUCAUCCAUGGACCCCUCCUUUAAGCAUCGAGUGGGAUCAGCAUCAGAUUACCUUCUUGAAAUUAAGAAAGUGGUUGAUUCUCUUGCUACUGUUGGAGCUCCUUUAACUGGUGCAGAAUAUACCAAUGUCAUUCUAGAUGGAUUAAAUGAAGAUUAUCAAUCUUUUCUCACCUAUGUUACAGCAAAAGAUCCACCCUACUCCAUUCCUGAUCUUGAAGCUCUCUUGAUGGCUCAAGAAGACAUUGUCGAGAGAUUCAAGAAACCGGAUUCCUCUAUGGUACAGGUAAAUUUUACUCAGUCACAACCUGUUAAUCAAAACAAUUCUGAUCCUAACUUUGGAAGACACACAACAAACAUGCCUAGUAGAGGAACUUAUGGUAGAAGAGGUCGUGGAGGAAGAUCGCAGCGUGGAGGCAGGGGUGCAUGGAACAAUCCUAAUCGUCCACAAUGCCAAAUUUGUGGCAAGCUGGGACAUGUUGCCAGUUACUGUUAUUUUCGAUUUGAUCAACAAUUCCAGCAUGCCCAACAAAAUUCAGGUUUAUCCUCCAUGCACAAUGCCCUACCUCCACCUCCCUCCUUUCAUAACCACAGAGCAUUGCUAGCUACACCCAUUACUAUGGUUGACCCUUCAUGGUAUGCUGAUUCUGGAGCUUCUCAUCACUGUACUCCAGAUCAGUCCAACUUAGAGCAAUCACAAGAAUACCAUGGUCAAUAUCAGAUGUAUAUAGGUAAUGGUUCAGGCUACUAAGGAGGUGCUUCUCCAAGGAACAGCAACUAAUGGCAUGUAUAGAUUUCAAAAGUUUAUAUUCCAAAAAUAAAAACAGAUUGUAGUCAGUUUAAUUCUUAUGUUCUUAUAGCUAAGACUUUAUCUCUAGAUAUGUAUCACAAGAGAUUUGGUCACGCAACAAUGCAAAUUGUAAAAUCCAUUGUAGCAAGUUGUUCAUUUCCUAUUAAUAAUAAUGAAUCUGAUACUGUUAUGUGUGAUUCAUGUUGUUUGGCUAAAUCUCACAGACUUCCUUACUCUC